CACGUUUCUUUAUUUUUAUAUAUGUUUUAAUCCAACGCUGACUGCUCUGCGUCUUAGACUGAAGCUCUUUUGGUCUAGGAGCGACAGAGGAGCGGCAGACUCCGCGGAACAACUUCACAUUUCCUUGAAAUUGAAGGCGAAUUCGGGCCGGGGGGAGGACUGGUAAUCCUGAGGGGGGAAGAAAGACGGUGGUGGGAAAUGGCCACUCAGGUGGAGGCUCUCCUGCCCGGCAACCCGCUAGCCAAAGCGGAGGAGCACGGCAAAGUUAUCCGAGGUGAGCCGGAGGAAGACGAGGGCGGACGGGGCGACGGGGCCAAGCGGCAGACGGGUGUCGCCGACCAGGGCAGCAGCGGCAGCAGCAGCCCCGGACAGGGAGGGACCCCAUGUACGGAGGAGCAGACCUCCAAACAGGCGACGGAGGAUAGCAAAGAGGGCUGUGACAGCGAAGACAAACAAAACGAGGAGGGUGUUAAAAGCAGCAGCAGAAAGGAGUUUACUGAAGCUCCCCCGCCCAAGGUGAACCCGUGGACUAGGAAAAUGAAUGCGGUUACCGUGGUCAGCGUGAAUGGACAAGCACACCACGAAUCGACCGGCCCCGCCAAGGUAGUGCGAGCAGGGAACCCACCCAAAGCCAGACGUGGAGGAAAGGUUGGAGAUUUUGGCGACGCAAACAGCUGGCCAACUCCAGGGGAGAUUGCAACUAAAGACAUGCAGAUUGAGGCAGUGACACGGACCGUGUCCUGCCCGCCGACUGUCAGGCAGGUCAGAGACUCAUGGAGAUUCACUACCCCCAAGAGGACAACAGCCAAGAAGGACUCUAAGGAGAAGAGAGAGAGCAACGAGGAGAGCAAGGAGAACCUGAAGGCCAAGUCAGACGACUCCGGAGAGGAGAAGAAUGGUGACGACGAUUCCCAGAAGAACGGGCCGAAGAAGAAAGGAAACAAGCAGAAGUGGGUUCCCCUGAUGAUCGAGGUGAAGUCGGAGGGUCCUAGGGAGCGCUCGGCCUCAAGGAACAACAGCAGACAGAAUGAAAACCCCCGCCUCCCUCCCAACGCCAGGAACGACCUCAGAGACUGGCACAGUCAAAAGUACGAGCGGGAAUGGCGCGACGAUCAUGACGAGGUGUCCAGUGUGAAGAGCGAAGGGGCGCCGUUCCGUGGAGGGUUCAGAGGUCGCGGACGUGGGAGAGGAAGAGGCCGGGGACGAGGCAGAGGUGGUGGGAGAGGUCACUAUGACUACCACUACGGCUACAAGUCGUAUGAUAUGAAAGACGGACCCUAUGGCCAGAAGUUCAGCAACUCGGUGACCUACUACUACGACAACAUGAGCAGCAACGACCUUUACUCCGUCGACCAGGACCUGCUGAAGGACUACAUCAAGAGGCAGAUUGAGUACUAUUUCAGCCUGGACAACCUGGAGCGGGACUUCUUCCUGCGGCGGAAGAUGGAUCAGGAGGGCUUCCUGCCCAUCGGACUCAUCGCCAGUUUCCACAGAGUGCAGGCCCUCACCACCGACAUCAACAUCAUUCUGGAGGCUUUGAAGGACAGUAAGGAAGUGGAGGUGAUCGACAUGAAAAUCCGUCGGAAGGUGGACCCUGAGAAGUGGCCUCUGCCGGGCCUGAGCAUGCCUAACCAAACCCACACCGACUUUUCCCAGCUCAUCAACUGCCCCGAGUUUGUCCCAAGACAGAUGGUCGAGGAGCCCAGAGGGUCUCCCAGGGCCUCCACACCAGUGAAGCAGCAGACCAAGACUGAAUCAGACAUCUCCAACCUCAAGACGAUGCCCAAGGGCCUCUCUGCCAGCCUCCCUGACCUGGACUCUGAGUCCUGGAUUGAGGUCAAGAAGAGGCCUAGACCCUCUCCGGCCAGACCCAAGGUCAGCGCAGAAAAGGCCCCCUCGUUCCAGCAGCAGCAGCAGCAGAAGGAGAAGGACGACUUGAUUCGCUCCCCGGUGCCGCAGCCUGGCUCCUCGCCCUCCCCUGUUACCCCAGGAAUUAAGGACGGAGCGGAGCAGGACGAACCAGAGGAGCUGGACUUCAUGUUCGACGAGGAGAUGGAGCAGAUGGACGGGCGGCGCAACACCUUCACCGACUGGUCGGAUGAGGAGACGGACGGCGAAAUCGACGACCAUGACGUCAACAAGAUCCUGAUCGUGACACAGACGCCGCCCUACCUGAGGAAGCACCCGGGCGGCGACCGCACGGGACACCACACAUCGCGCGCCAAGCUGACCAGCGAGUUGGUCAAGGUUAUCAACGACGGGCUCUUCUACUACGAGCAGGACCUGUGGGACGACACGUACGAGCCCGAGUACGCCACCAUCAAGCAAGAGGUGGAGAACUUCAAGAAGGUCCACCUGAUCAGCCGCGAACAGUUUGACUGCCUGACCCCCGAACCCCCUGUCGACCCCAACCAGGAAGUCCCCCCAGGUCCCCCACGACCUCAGCAGAUUCCCACAGACGCUUUGGCAAACAAACUCUUCGGUGCCCCUGAGCCCUCCUCAACAGCUCGCUCGCUCCCAACUACCGUGCCUGAUUCGCCCAACUACCGCAGUGCCCGGACGCCCCGCACGCCUCGCACCCCUCACAGGAAGGACGCGACCAUGACGCCGCGCUUCUACCCAGUGGUGAAGGAAAGUCGGCCUGUCGAUGCCAAGACGCCCAGAAAGAGGAAGACCCGACACAGCUCCAACCCACCCAUGGAGUGUCACGUUGGCUGGGUGAUGGACUCCAGAGAGCAUCGCUCCCGUACCGCCUCCGUCAGCUCUAACGCCAGCCCGUCAGAGGGCACCCCUGCCCUGGGUAACAUUGGCUGCACGCCUCAGUCCCUCCCCAAGUUCCAGCACCCAUCACACGAGCUGCUCAAGGAGAACGGCUUCACGCAACACGUUUACCACAAGUACCGCCGGCGCUGCCUAAACGAGCGAAAGCGGCUGGGAAUCGGCCAAUCUCAGGAGAUGAAUACGCUCUUCCGUUUCUGGUCCUUUUUCCUGCGGGAUCACUUCAACAGGAAGAUGUACGAGGAGUUCAGACAGCUGGUGGUCGAGGACGGGAAAGAAGGAUACAGGUAUGGAUUGGAGUGCCUCUUCAGGUACUACAGCUACGGCCUGGAGAAGAAGUUUAGGCCAGACAUCUUUAAGGAUUUCCAGGAGGAGACCAUGAAAGACUACGAGGCCGGCCAGCUUUAUGGACUGGAGAAGUUCUGGGCCUUCCUUAAAUACUCCAAGGCCAAAACCCUGGAGAUCGAUCCCAAGCUGCAGGAGUAUCUGAGCAAGUUUAAACGCCUGGAAGAUUUCAGGAUUGAUCCGCCUAUGGAGGAAGGACGCCGCAGAAGACACUCUUCCAGCGGGGACGGUCGCCGCAGGCACCCCUCUCUGCCCUCCAGCCGGCCACACAGCCAGGCCAGCUCAGGCCCCAGCCCCGCCCCCAUCGCCCAGGGGCCCGCAGCCAAGGAUGAUACCAAACCCACCAGCCAGAAAGACCCCCCCGCCCCCUCCGCUGACCCCGCAUCAGAUGCCAAGACACUGAAGUAACCCCACAAACACGCCGGCCCGCACGGAUCAACUCAACCACGUCUGCAAGUCGCCGGUUCUCUCUGCGCCACAGGAGGGGGG
This is a messenger RNA of Seriola dumerili (greater amberjack), 3612 nucleotides long. RefSeq names its product La ribonucleoprotein domain family member 1 (gene larp1). Gene Ontology annotation, cellular component: cytoplasmic stress granule; cytosol. Gene Ontology annotation, molecular function: RNA cap binding. Gene Ontology annotation, biological process: positive regulation of translation; mRNA stabilization. The record is from RefSeq and is a predicted model, not a curated record. The transcript is spliced from 21 exons. Bases 199 to 3531 code for a protein of 1110 amino acids. Lineage: Eukaryota; Metazoa; Chordata; Actinopteri; Carangiformes; Carangidae.